Lycium ferocissimum is the source of this 2184-nucleotide messenger RNA. Its product is annotated as alpha-farnesene synthase-like. Gene Ontology annotation, biological process: diterpenoid biosynthetic process. The record is from RefSeq and is a predicted model, not a curated record. NCBI's taxonomy places the organism in Eukaryota, Viridiplantae, Streptophyta, Magnoliopsida, Solanales, Solanaceae. The transcript is spliced from 7 exons. Gene Ontology annotation, molecular function: magnesium ion binding; terpene synthase activity. Bases 1 to 1734 code for a protein of 577 amino acids.
AUGGCUUGCAGAAACAUUAUGUCCAUUAUUUCGACCAUGCAGCCACAAAAACUUCAUACUAUAGAAAAGCAAAGUCAUCCUGAAAGGAGGAUAUCUACCUAUAAACCAAACAUUUGGAAAUAUGAUCAUCUACUUUCUCUUACAAGUGAAUAUUCUAAAAAGAAGUACAAAGUUGAAGCUGAGAAGCUAAAAAAGGAAGUGAUCAGUUGCACGUUUUCAAACACAGUUAGUCCACUGGCCCUGCUAGAGCUUGUUGACAGAAUUGACAAAUUGAGCCUCAGUAGUUACUUUGAGGUUGAAACUAAGGAAGCUUUGGAAAAGAUAAUAAAGUGCAUGUACAGUGGUGCUAAUUAUUCAAGUUCAAAGGAUCAUGAUGAGGAUCUCUAUGCUACUGUAUUGUGCUUCAGGCUCCUCGGGGAACAUGGCUACCAUGCUUCACAAGAUAUGUUAAAUGACUUGUUCGCUGGCAAAGGGAAACUCAUGACAAAGAAAGUCUCAGAUAUCAAAACAUUAUUGGAGCUUUUGGAAGGAUCAUAUCUGAGCAUGGAUGAUGAAAACUUACUGAACGACAUGAGAAUGUUCUCAACCAAAAACCUCAAGAAUUUAUCUAAAUCAAAUGUUGACAGAUUUACUACUAAUGAGGAAUACAACUUGAGCAAUAGCUUGAAGUACAAUCCGUUGGCAUUGAGAGUGGGAUGGUACGAUGUUAGAAGACACCUUAGUGCUCAAGAUGAACUAGAAUGUUACGCAAAUCCAAUGUUGUUGAAGUUGGCAAAACUUAACUUCAAUAUUAUUCAAGCCACACACCAAAAAGAUCUUAAAGAUGUGAUAAGAUGGUGGAGGAAUCUUUGCAUAGUUGAAGAUUUGUCCUUUACAAGGGACAGGAUAGUAGAAAGCUUCUUUUACGCUGUAGGAAUUGCCUCUGAGCCUCAACAUGGAAGCAUGAGAAUAUGGCUCACCAAAGUGAUUCAAUUAAUUUUAAUUAUAGAUGAUGUUUAUGAUAUUUAUGGUUCAUUACCCGACGUGGAGCAAUUCACUCGUGCCAUAGAGAAGUGGGAUCCAAAUGAAGUACAAUGUCUACCAGAGUGUAUGCAGAUUUGUUUCAGAGCAUUGCAUGAUACAAUGGAAGAGAUAUCUGUUGAAAUUCAACAACAAAAGGGUGGCCCUUCAGCAUUACCUUAUCUGAAACAAGUGUGGGUCAACUUCUGUAAAGCCUUGCUGGUGGAAGCAACCUGGUAUCACAAAGGCCAUAUACCAACACUUGAAGAGUAUCUUGACAAUGGGUGGACCUCCUCAUCCGGGCCAUUACUUUCCUUUCAUGUGAUUUUUGGUCUGACCAAUGAAAUAACAAAUGAAACCAUUGAUUUAUGCAAAAAUUGCAAAGAAAUUAUUUACCAUACUUCGGUUAUAAUUCGACUUUGCAAUGACCAAGGUACCUCAACGGUUGAGCUAGAGAGAGGUGAUGUCGCUUCAUCAAUUCUAUGUUACAUGCAAGAAGAAAAUGUCUCAGAGGAGGUAGCUCGAGAGCAUAUCGAAAGCAUAAUUAUGGAUUCCUGGAAGAAGAUCAAUUACCAUUUCAAUACCCUUUCUACAUCACAUCGAAAACUUGUUAAGCAUGUAAUAAAUGAAGCACGAAUGGCGCAUGUCAUGUACCAAUUUGGGGAUGGAUUUGGGGUUCAAGAUGGCGAAACCCAAGAUCAAGUCUUGUUCAACUUGGUUGAGCCUAUUACAUAAUCAUGUGACAAUCUCUCCAAGCCUUCUAGAAUUUGUUGCAUAUAUGUAUGAACAAGAAAGAUGUGAAGCUUUCAUGCAUUGAGCUCUCGCUAUAAAGUUUGGGAUUGGUGAGAUAUUGGGUCUAUUGUACACAAUCAACAGCGAAUCUAGGAUUUAAAGUUGCAUAAUUUAUGUAACUUAUAAGUUACAUAUUUCUUCCGUUCCAAUUUAUGUGACACUUUUUGAAUUUCGAGAGUUAAACGAACUUUUUUUUAACGUUAUUUCCUUAUGUGCCUAUUCAAUAUUUUAAAUUAUUAAUUAUUGUGACCUAAACUACUUAUGUAGUUCCAAAUCUAUAGAAUUUAUUUUAAAAACAAAAAAAAUUAUGUCUAAAUUCACAGUCAAAAUUAAAAUAUUUAACUCUCGAAAAUCUGAACUGUCACAUAAAUAGGAACAGAGGGAUCGUAGUAC